Messenger RNA from Paramecium tetraurelia, 1893 nucleotides. RefSeq lists its product as uncharacterized. The transcript has 4 exons. Lineage: Eukaryota; Ciliophora; Oligohymenophorea; Peniculida; Parameciidae. The record is from RefSeq and is a predicted model, not a curated record.
AUGAAUCCAAAAGGUUAUAAAUUUGAAGUUCGAAUAUAUAUUGAAAAGUUGGAGAUGAAGUGCAAUUUAUCAUUUAAAGUGUAAGUUAUAUUAAAAUGUGGGAAUUAAAAACUUAUGACUGAGUAAUUAGCUGAUUUUAAUUAAGGAAAUGCAAAUAUUAAAGAAACUCUCUGCAUUCAAACUAACUUGUAAUAAAUCAAUGGAACAUUUUAAGAAAAGAAAAUAGAGUUGCUAAUUUUGCUCAUAACAACAAAAGGUAAUAAAAAAGCAGGUCAAUGUUAUAUUGAUAUUGCACAGUUAUUGAACUAAAAAAAAUAUGACUCUAAUUAAGAACUACUCUUAGAAAAUUGCCCCGUUAACAAAGCCAAAAUUUAUUCAACAAUUCGAUUAGCAGAAGUUGAGAAGGUAGACUUUGAAGUAAUCAACCCACAGUCUUCAAUAGUUAUUGAGUAAGGAUCAGAUAAAACGUAAGGGCUUUUUACACCAUUAAAAGCAGCACUCGAAAAUACAGUCAAGAAAUACUUUGGAGAUAAUCAAUCUGCAUAAUCACAAAAAUUGGAAAAUUAAUUUUCUAGAAAUUAAACAAAUUAUCCUAUUUUAACAGAUGGUUCACCUCAUUUGAAUUCACAAAAAUAACAAUUGGAUUUCUAACAGGUCUAAUAAGAUUUAUCAGAUCUUCAAGAAGAGCUCCAAUAAUAAAAGAUAAUAUAUACAGAAAUGAAGGAUUUGAAUAAUUAACUAAAAAAGGAAAUAGAAAUAUAGAAAGAGAAAAAGGAAGCCUUGAUUUAAUAGGUCUAGGAAUAAAAACUCUAGAUAGAAAAUAUGAUUGACUAACAUAAAUAUCAAGAAUAGUUAACUUAAUAUGAACAAUAACUAAGCCAAAUUCAAAGUCAAUUGAGAUAAGCACUAAAAGAUAAUGAAACUCUUACUUUGAACUAUAAAAAAGCUAUGUAAUAGUGCAAUAAAUUAUCUGAGGAGUAUAAUUAAAAUUAACAAACCUUCAAUUAUGAAGAAAAAUCUACAUUCUAAUUAAAUCAAAAGAUAAAGGAAUUGGAAGAAAUUUGUAAUGAAAAAGAUCAAUUAUAUUAAACUUUAGAGAAAUCUAAUAAUGAUAGCUAGUUAAAGAAUAUUAAUUUUGAAAAUUAGAUCAUUUAAUUACAUCAGUAAGUAUAACAACUCAAAGCUAAGCUUAUUGAUAAAGAUGUUGUAAAUGAAUUAUAGAAAGAGAAUCUUAAUAGUCUAAAUAUAUAAAUAUUAAACUUAAAGAAUUAAAAUAGUUCUCUAUAGUAGAGUUAAAGAAUGAUGAAUGAUAAAAUUGAUGAAUAAUCUAAGUAGAUUGUUAAUCAAUAGGAAUUAAUAAAUCAAUAAACUGGGGAAAUUAGGUAACAAUAUGAAGAUAUCUUAAAUCAAAACCAUUAGAGUAUUUAAUAACUAACUAAGGAAUUAAAUGAGAAAAAUAUUGAAUUAAUUUCUUAUUAGACUACAUGCAAAUAACUAAAAUUAGAAUUAGAUGCUGUUUUGGAGUAACAUGAAAAAUCAAAGCAAGAAGGAGUAAAAAUAUAGCCAGAGUCAGAUCUAAAUUAUAUGGAAAAGGAGUAGUAAUUCUAAGAGGAAAUAAAAAAGUGCCGUGAGAGAGAAGAGGAACUAAAAAGUAAAGUUGAAUUUCUUUUGCAAUCAACAAAUUAAUUGUAAUAACUGCUAAACGAAUAGUAUCAGUCAGAAAGAAGUUAUGAGAAAUUUGUUUCGAGACCACUAGAUUCCAAACGCAAACGCAGAGGUGAAUGUUCCAAAUCAAUUGAUUUAAUUGAACAGGGCAAUAUCAUUGAAAUUUUCUAAGUUAAAGUAGGAUCUAGAAUGUCAUUAAUUGUAGAUAUAAGCUCAGGCGAAAUGUGA